AUGUCGCAUCCUCCCCAGCGGCGCCGGCGCGCGGCUCGACCGCCUGGCGCGGCCCUGCCCCCCGGCUACUUGCUCCAGUUCCUGGCACUGCUGGCGGCGCUGUUCCUGCCGGCCGCGCCGCGGUCGUUGGCCACCUGUGCCGAUCAGAUGCUGGCCGCCAUGCCGGGAGUACUGCAGCUGGAGUCCACCCUGGCCAGCGAAAGUCGCGCGCUCCUGCGCAACCCCAUCCCCCUGGCGAGCAUGGCUCUCGAGGAGUUUGGCGCCUUCUCCGGGGCCAACUCCUUCGACGGAUCGGUGCUUGAGGAAAGCCUUUCGUUCCUCCUCGGGCAGACCGUUCAAGAGCACUUCCCCGAGGUGCGGUACGGGCAUUGCAUGGCGUCGAGUCUCCCCAAGGCACACGGGGGUCGGAUGAGUCGGGGCCAUCCCCACUCGCGGCGGCUGCCCCAGUUGCCCGGGCAAUCCCUCGCCUAUCCGCUGGUGGUCACCGAGGGGGGGCUCAUGUGGGCUGAGCAUGUGUUUUCCCUGGACCAGCCGGUGACCGAGGUCCUGCUGGCCACGGCCACCGAUCCCGAGGGGCUCUUUGCCCUGGUUCGACAUGGGCAAAAUGCCUACUCGUUGGUCACCCAGUCGGGCACCUGGGAGUACCAGCCACCUCCGGCGGCGGCGGCCGGCUCGAUUGUCAGUGCCCAGGCCGGCGUCCAGCGCCAGGGGUACAUCCACUGGUCGAGCAACAAAGUGGACACGCUCCGUCUGGUCGACGGCCAGAUCGACUUUGCUCCUCUGCUGCGAGAGUCCCUCUGCCUUGUGCGCGGCAUGGCCGCCACGCGCUUGGUGACGUCGGCCCCGGUUGCCGGCGGCCCGCCGGCGGCCGGUGGCCACCGCGAGGAUCUCCUGGUCCUGCUGGAGGACUCGAGCCUGGUUCUGUUGCUGGGCGUCGGCCUGAAUGAUGGAAGCAACCUGGGCGACGCGCAGGUGGCCGGGGUUUUCACCCUGCCCAGUGGCGUCCCGGCCGGCGGGCGCCUGGUCACGGCCCCCUCGUACGCCAACAGCCACGCGGUCGGGUGGUUUCUCUAUCAGCGCGGCUCGGACUUCUGGCAAGUGGCCAUCGGCCCGGACCAUGCGCUGACCUGGACGCCGCUGGGGCUGCCGGUGACUUCCGGCAGCUGGGACACCCUGCGGCCGUUCUAUCAUCGCCAGCUCCUCCGCUGGGUGCUGGCCACCAGCCAGCACUUGAUGCUGACGGCCGAGGAGUUCGAAUGCGGCCGGGACCCCACCAUUCGAUGCCACCCCGACAUUUCGGACGACGGGUGGGAGUGCCUUGCCUCGCGGUAUGUGUCGCCGCUUUUGCAGCCGGGGCACCUUUGUGGGGGUUGUGCGCCGGGGUUCCGCCUGGCCGCGGCCCCGGCAGGCAAGCUCCGCGCCUGUGUCCCGUGCAUGGAGAAUUGCCAAGUGUGCACCGAAAGCCACUGCCUUGUUUGCAAUGACGGAUACCGCCUGCUCCCCGGCACGGCGGGCGGCUUUUGCGUCGGCUCAUGCGCCCAGCCGCUGGAGAACGGCCAGAAAAUGUGCCACGAGCACUCGCCCGGGCAUGCCCACAUCACCACCGUGUCGCUCUCCGGACUCGGUCCCUCGUUCGCAUUCCUGGCCUCCACCUUUCUGGAGGUCGAUGCCAAUGGGCAGGCCCACCUGCCGACGGCCGCCGGCAUGGCCACCGCCCGGCGGAACUACCUGUUCAUGUCGGAUGACAGUAAGGCCUGGUGGGUCGCAGCCGCCCAGGUGGAUGCGCUGGUGGAGCCGCCGCUGGAAACGUCCCUCCAGCUGGCCGGGCCCCCCUGGGCCAUGCUGCCCUUCAAGCUCCUCAUCGAGCUGGGGCCGUUCCUGCUGCCGGAUCCGGCCCUGGGCGGCCUCCUGGUGCCGCACUUCGUGGCCUUCGCCUGCAAUGACAAAAUGAGCCACCUGGUGUACCGGUGCGAUGCGAGCCAAAAUCCCCCGCCCAUGGAUGGGGCCCCCGCCUGCAGGGCGGCCAUCCAUCGGACGGACACCAGUACCAUGUGCUCGGCCCUGCGCCCGGUGGACCGGCGCCAUGUCAUGCUCUUCGGUGCCGGUGGGUUUCACUUGCUCCGGGUGUCCCUCCCACCGCCGGGGGCCCCGGGCGCGGGGCCGGUGGUGUCCAUGGUCCAGGUGGCGUGGGCCCAGAUGGCCAUGGGCAUCGCCGGGGCGCCGCCCUUUGCCCAGGCGCCGGUGGCCCCGAUGGCCGACGACUGGCUGCUCGUGCUGGACCGCGGCACCACGCCGGCCCUCCUGUCCAUGGACUUGGUCCUGUCCGGGGACAGCCGCGUGGCGGCCACCAUGCCGGCGGCCGGGCCGGCUGUGCCGUCGGCCGGGGGCAUCGUCGUCACGCUGGAGACCGGCCGGGCCGGGGCCCCGAUCGAGACAUUCAUUUGCGGGCGCCACGAGAGCACCGGCCAGUGGCUGGCCAUGCACUCGCCGCAGGGCGCCGCCACGCACGGCCGCCUGCAUGACCAAUCCUUCGCGCACUAUGAGCUCGGCAUCCUGGCCGGCUCGGGGCCUUCCUCGCCGAUGUUUUUGCCGCUGCGCCUGCGCUCCGGGCGCUUCCCCGCGGCCCUGCUGAUGAUCAGCGAGCAGCAGAUCGGCGUGGCCGUGCUGGAAUGCCCCACGGCCGAUGCGGGCCAGCCAUGCCGCUUGGGAAAGGCCCAGCUGAUGGCCUCCCCCGUGGGCGCAAACCUCGGCAGGCCCAGCAUCUCGGCGGCCAUUGUUCCCCUGGCGGCCACGGGGCCCGGGCCCGGGCCCGGCGAGGCGCCCACCACCGAAGUCAGCACCUUCCUCCUGUCGGUGGCCCCGAGCCUGUCGUCCUUCUACCUGCUGCAUGUGGAGACGUAUGACUGCCGGCCGGGCUCCUUCGGGCCCACGUGCAGCGCUUGCCAUCCCCUCUGCGCCCGGUGCUCCGGGCCCAGCCCCGGCCAGUGCACGGAAUGUUGGCUGGCCACGCCCGAGGCGCCGCAAGAGUGCCUGUCCCGUUGCCCAUACGGGCGCGUGGCCACCACCAAGCCGGGCGUGUGUCGGCCCUGCUCGGGGCCCUGUCUUGACUGUGCCUUUUCCCCAGACCACGGCUUCGCCCUGUGCACUGUCUGCCAAUCCGACCACUACCUGGAGCUGGUCACCUAUUUGACCGACGAGAUGACGGGCCUGCCGCUGCCAUCCGGCACGUGCGUCAGCUGCCAUCCAUCCUGCCAGACGUGCCUCGGCCCGGGCAUGAACGCCUGUGAAUCCUGCCCCGGGGGGAUGGUCCUGUUUUAUGGGGCCUGCCUGGCGGAGUGCGAGAGGGGCUUCUGGGACCGGGCCGGCGUGUGCCAGCCCUGCGCGAAUGGCUGCGCGCAUUGCCAGGACGCCAGCACCUGCCUGCAAUGCAAGGAUGGCUUCUUCCGCGGCUCGGACGGUGUCUGCCUGGCCUGUGACCCGUCGUGCGAGCUUUGCGAUGCCGCCGGCGCCUGCCUCGCCUGCCGGCCGGGGCUGGUGUUCCUGGAGGCGGACCCCAGCCAGCCGGGCCUUUGUGGCAGUGUCUGCGCGGCUGGGGACUUCCGCCCGGUCGAGCCCCGGCGCUGUGCCCGGUGCGGCGACUCGUGCGCCCUUUGCACCGGCGGCGCGGACAAUUGCACGGUGUGCGCCACCGGGCACCGGUGGGCCAGCGGCGGCACCGGGCCCGGGGCCUGUGUCGGCUGCCGGGCUGGCUGUGCCGUGUGCACGGCCACCCGGUGCCUGGGCUGCCGCCAGGGUCUCUGGCUGACCCCCGGCGGUGAGUGCAUGGACGCGUGUCCGCCCGGGUGGUUUGCCGACGCCGGCACCGUCGAUGGGACUGGCGCCGGCGGGGGCGAGUGCCAGAUGUGCGAUGUCGAGUGUGCCGAAUGUGACCAGUCGGCCGGGCACUGCACCGCGUGCGCCCCGGGGCUGGACCUCGUCACCGACGGGGCCGGGACCACUUGCCGGUCGGGCUGCGCGCCCGGGGAGUACCGCGACCCGGUCAGCCUCGCGUGCCUUCCCUGUCAUGCGGCCUGCGCCGAGUGCAAUGGCCCCACCGACCGGGACUGCUGGAGUUGCGCCGGGCCGGAGGAUGUCCUCCAGGGAGGCGCGUGCGUGCAGACAUGCGCCGAUCGCCAUGUGGCCCUGGCCCAGCGGUGCCUCCCCUGCCAUGCCUCGUGCGAUGCCUGUGCCGGCACCCGGUCGUCCGAGUGCACGGUCUGCGGGGCGGACCUGCGCUCGCUGCCGGCGCUGGAGGACGCCACCACCGGGCGCCGGUGCGUGCCCGCCUGCCCGGUGGGCCACGCCACCACGGACACCGGGUGCCGGGCGUGCGCGGCCAACUGCGCCCAGUGCUCCGGUGGCGGCCCGUGCGACCAGUGCGCGCGUGGCUGGCUGCUGGACAUGCAGGCCAGCGCGACGGACGUCUGCGUGCACACCUGCCCCGCAUUGACCUUCCCCUUCGGCGGGGCCUGCUCCGUGUGCCAUGGCUCGUGCGGGACGUGCUUCGGCCCGGGGCCGGACCAGUGCCUUUCCUGCACGGCGGGCACGCCAUUGAUGUGGGCCGGCCAGUGUGUGGCCGCCUGCCCGGCCGGUGCCUUCCGCCUGCCCGGGGAGAAUGCCUGUGCCGGCUGCGACGCCCAGUGCGCCUCAUGUGCCAAUGGCCAGAGCACCGGCUGCACUGGCUGCCCCAGCGGGGGGCUGCUGCUCCCGUCGACGCCGGCCAGCUCGACCGGGCGGUGCAUGGCCUCCUGCCCGGAGAGGCACUUCGCCCAGGCCGACCACCCGUCCGGGCCCCGGUGCGUGCCGUGCCACGCGUCGUGCGCCUCGUGCGCCGGGCCGGGGGCCAGCCAGUGUCUCGGCUGUCCCGAAGGUGCCCUGCUCCAUCAGGACCACUGCCGGGCCGACUGCCCGCCAGGCUUCUUCGGGUGCCACCCGGCCCGCCAGUGCCGGGCCUGUCCGGACGGCUGCACCGCGUGCGAGCCCUUCGAUGGGACGUCAUGCGCAUCCAUGUGCACCGCCUGCGAGGACGGCCGUUUCUUGACCGCAGAGGGUCGGUGUGAGGUCUCCUGCCCGGCUGGGCAGUUCCGCCAGCCGGGCGGCCAGCUGUGCGGCCCCUGCCAUGCCGACUGCCGGACAUGCGAAGCAUCGGCCGAGCGCUGCACCUCCUGCCCGGCGGCCGGGUGGCUGGACUACGAGUCGCGGGUUUGCCUGCAGGCCGGCUGCCCGGCGGUCUUUGCGGCGGUCACCCGGCCGGCCGACCCGGCCGGGCCUGGGCCUGACCGGGUGUGCCUGCCCUGCCCGGAGCACUGCGAGGUCUGCACGGGCGCCGCCGAUGCCGAGCUGCCGGCCGGGGCGCCUGCUUGCCGGCUGCCGGCGGCCGAUGGCCCCCUCUCGUGCACCCUUGUGGCCGGGUGCGACCGGUGCGUGUCCGGGCGCCUGCUGCACCGGGAGCCCGGAGCCCCGGCCAGGUGCGUUCUGGAGUGCCCGCCGGGCUUCUUCGCCGACCAGGAGGCCGCGGCCUCGGGCAUCCCGGCAUGCAUGGCCUGCCUGAAGGGGUGUGCGGCCUGUGACGGUCCCCUGGCAUCGGACUGCCUCGAAUGGUCUGGCCUCUCGCCUGGCACUCGCCUGGCCAUCGGCCUUGGGCUUGGGCUUGGGCUGCUGCUGCUGCUGCUGGUCCUUCUGGGCGUGGGUUUGGCACUGGUGUUCUUCCUCCGGCGGCGACGCAAUGUCAAGGGCCAGGCCGAGGACGAUGCCGAUGCCACGGUUCUCAAUACGAUUGUCGAGCUCUCCCUCCCGGGCUCGAUCCUGGUGAGCCUGGAAACGGACUUCAUGCCGGUGGACGGCCACAGCGACCUCGGCACCGGGACCCAGGCGGCGGUGUACGCGGCGCGGGCCAUCGGCGCCGGGACCGCCGACCGCCUGGGCUGCCCGCCGACCGUGGCCAUCAAGCGCCUGAAGGAGGGCGCCGCGCGCAGCACCACCCAGAUGGCCCUCUUCCAGAAUGAGGUGGCCCUGAUGUGGCUGCUGCGCGAUGUGCCGAAUGUCGUGCGGCUGUACGGGUACAGCGAUGCCCCGCCGGCCAUCGCGAUGGAGCGCUAUCAGACGGACCUGUCGACGCUCCUCCAUUCGGAGAUCCCCCUCGGCACGGGGGCGCUUCUGCACAUCAUCCACGAGUGGGCAUGCGGCCUGGAGGCCAUGCACGCGCAGGGCAUUGCCCACUGCGACUUGAAGCCGGGCAAUGUGUUUGUCACGCGGCGCGCGGAUGGCGCCUGGCAUGCGGCCCUCGGCGACCUGGGGACCAGCCGUAACCUCUCCGAGCGGCGGUCCAACGCCCUGACCGCCGCGCCGCCGGCGCUCAAUGCCCUGACCGCACGCUACGCUUCCCCCGAGGCCACCGCGUCGCAUGCGGCCGCCUUGGCGGCCAUCCAGCCGGUCAUCGACCUGCUCUGGCUCCUGUGGAGCUCCAACGCCGACAGCCGCCCGAUGGUCGCCGUCCUCCGGCAGAAGGUGUCCAUGGCUUUGCAGAUGGCCGGCGGCCCGGGCGCCUGA
Messenger RNA from Fonticula alba, 6588 nucleotides. RefSeq names its product serine/threonine protein kinase. The transcript is spliced from 8 exons. The record is from RefSeq and is a predicted model, not a curated record. Gene Ontology annotation, biological process: protein phosphorylation. Gene Ontology annotation, molecular function: protein kinase activity; ATP binding. Lineage: Eukaryota; Rotosphaerida; Fonticulaceae. The coding region runs from base 1 to 6588 and encodes 2195 amino acids.